CAUAGACACUUUAGCACCUUACAUCUGUAUCAGUACUGUAUUUGUAGGGGCGUAAUUAAUUGUUAUUCCAUUACUCCAAUCCCUGUAAGGACAACGAAUUUAAUGAGUGCAAUAAAGUUUUUGUGCAUUUCUAGUUUUAAAUCUUUAUUAUUUAAGUGUUAUAAAUGUGCUUUUUUAUGAACUAACUGUAAAAAAACUAAUCAGCUUAUCAACCGGUUAAGAAAUUGUCAAAAGAUCAUUACUGUCAUGAAACAUUCUUUUCUGGUUUGUCAGACGUGAUUGUGAUCAUUCCUUUGAUACCGCGGCAGACUUUUGAAGAUGGAUGACUCGAAUGAAUCACAAAAGUGGCAGCAACAUCUAUCUCUUCUUAGAACUCAGUAUGUCAAUCUCUACACAUCUAACAAUGAACUUCAACAAAAAUAUGCAAUAGCUACAGCUUCAAAGCAGGAAUCUGGAUUUAUUGAAAGGUUAUUAGCGACUAUAGCAUCUCUUUAUGGGCAAAAGCAAUAUAGUGAUUUGACUAUAAAACUACCAAAUAAUGAAAUACCCGCACACAAAUUUGUAUUGAGUGCAAGAAGUGAUUUCUGGAAUGAGGCUUCACUAGCGAACAUAUCCGUUUUAGAUUGGAGUCAUUUGGAUGGUACAGCAGGAGCUAUCCUUCUAAAGUGGAUUUAUACGAGUGUAGUUGACAAAAAUAAUUUAACAUUAGAGCUGAUGAAAGCUGCAUCGUAUUUUCAGUUAAAAGAAUUAGUGGAACAAUGUGAAACAUAUUUGAUAGGAACUGUAAGUCUCAGAGAUUGCGUGACUCUCUACACAGCAGCUGAAGAAUUGGGAGCUGAAAAAUUAAGGAACUAUUGCAGUUCUUUAAUAUCUACACAUUGGGAAGACUUAACAGGAGAAGAUUUUAAAGAAAUGCCUGGACCACUUCUGUAUGAACUACUCAAGACUAAAAGUGAUUACCCACUUCAUUCAGCAGUCCGACUUGAACGGGAAGACGUAGUCUUUUUAUAUCUCGUAGAACACAAUGCUGAGCUCUCAACUGCAGUCAACGCUGUCGAUCACAAGGGACGAAGAGCUCUCGAAGUUGCACUCAAGUCACGUCAGCCAUCUCUAGCACGAACUUUAGUUGAACAUCAAGCCGAUUUGUGUGCUAAAGACUCCAAAGGCUUGACACUUUUACAGUCUGCUAUUUAUAAAGGCGAUUCGUAUGCGGCUGAGUUCAUUAUCGAACAGCUAGAGAACAGCGGUACUUCACAGCGAUUAUGUGACCCUUUGAGGUUGAAUGACAAAGACCUUGAUGAAACAUUCAAGUUAUUUGAAGGAUGUUCAGUUUUGCAUUUAGUUGCUAGACAUAAUACCCCUGACAUGAUCGCUGUGGCGACUAAGCUAUUGCAAGCAGGUAUUGAUGAGAAUUUGCAAGAUAAUCGAGGAUGGACUGCUUUACAUUGGAGUAUUGCAGAAAAGCAUGAACCAUUGUUUGAACUCCUAUUAGAUUCUAAGAAUAUUGAUUUAGAUGUUACCACCAACGAUGGUCAUACUCCACUUUCUUUUGCUCUUAAAGUUGAUCCAUAUCAAAAGACAUUCGCGGAGAAACUUUUAUCAAAAGGUGCAAUACCUAAUCCAAUUUAUUCUGGUACUCGAGAUACUUUGUUACAUAUUCUUGCAAGAGAAGGAAAGGAAGAGGCAGCUAUCUUUUUAGUGACACAUUCCAAGGAUGAUAAUUUAUCUAAAAAAUUCAACGCGGAAGGCUAUACGAUACUUCAUGAAAGUUGUAAAGCAGGUUUAGCUGAUUUAACUAAAUUGUUACUUGAGAAGGAUGAUUUAGGAUCAUGUACAACAGCUGUAACCAAGGAUACAGAGGAAGUACCACUUCAUUUAGCAGUAUCCAAUUUACAUUAUCCAGUAGUUGAAGCACUUUUGAAAUUUGCAAAGAAUCCUAAAGAUCAAUUGGAUUGCAAAGAUAAAGAAGGAGAAACACCUUUAAGUUUAGCAAUAAAAGCACCGCUGAAAAAAGGUCGAGAGAUAGUUGCAGCAUUAAUUAACGCAGGAGCUAAUAUUAAUGAAAAAAAUGAUAAAGGAUUAAGUUUACUUCAUCAAGCAAUUUUAAAAGAAGACUCAGCAACAGCAAUAUUUCUUCUAGAAAAUGGAGCAGACAUGAAUGAAAAAACAGCAGAAGGUGAAACACCUCUUCAAUUAAGUGUACAUUGUAGGCUUGGUGAAGUGGUGGAGGCUCUUUGCAGGCGAGGAGUCGAUACUUCUACUGGUUGCCCUCUUUGGGAUGCCUUGGACACAGACCAAGAAGAUACAGCAUCAAUUCUAGUUUCCCAUGGUGCUGAUACUGACUGUUGGAGUCCAGGACCAGAUGGAUGUCUUCAAACUCUGCUUCAUCGUGCAAUAGAUGAUAACAAAGAAGAAGUAGCGCAAUUUUUGAUACGUAGUGGAUGUGAUUUAAAUGCUCCAAGAAGACCGGGACCCAACGGCGAAGGUGGUGAUGAAGCUCGAGAUAAUUGUACACCUUUACAUUUAUGUUGCCAGUGGGGUCUUGAACAAGUAGUUCAGACUUUAGUGGAACACGGUGCUAAUGUGAACGCUAGAGAUUCCGAAGGAAAAACCCCUAUACAUAUAGCAAUUCAAAACCAACAUGCACAAAUUAUUUCCCUUCUUUUAUGUCAUCCUAAUUUAGAUCUAUCAUUAAGAGACAAAAAAGGUCUGAGUCCAUUUGCAACAGCGUUAACUGUACGAAACAAUAAAGCAGCUCAAGCAAUAUUAGAAAAACUUCCCAGUGCUGCAGAACAAUUUGACAACAAAGGUAGAAACUUCUUACACAUGGCUAUACAAAAAGAUGACAUGGAAAGUAUUCUUUUUUUGCUUUCCAUUCAAGUCGAUGUUAACUCCAGAGUUCAAGACGUUACACAGACACCACCACUCCACUUAGCCGUUGUUUCAGGCAACGAAAUGCUCGUACGUAGUUUAAUUUUAGCUGGUGCGAGGAUAAAUGAUACUGAUGCUCAUAGAAAUACUGCUCUACAUGCUGCUGCUGCUGCAGGUCAUGCUGCCGUUGUUUCUGCUUUACUUCAAAAUAAUAUAAACUUUGACGCAGUUAACACAGAUGGUGACAAUGCGUUGCAUGUAGCAGUGCGCAAAGGUCAUGUAGCUGUUGUAAGAACGUUGUUAACUGAAUGUACAUUGAAUGCAGAAACUGUGAAUUUAAAAGGGAGAAAUCCUCUUCAUGAACUCGCUAGAUCUAGUAGAGACAAUGCAGCGACAAUUUGUGAACUUUUUCUCGAAUGUAUGGAGCAGUAUCCCAUCAACAAUGCAGAUGCUGAUGGAAAUACACCCUUGUUAAUUGCAUAUAUGAAUGGCAAUGGAAAUCUCUGUAGGACUCUUGUAAAAGCUGGUGCAUGUCUUGGAUCUAUGAAUAAAGAUGGAAUCACAAUUUUCAAUUAUCAAGUUGCUACAAAACAAUUGUUAUAUCGAUUAUUGGAUUCAUUGACUCAAGAAGCUCCAUGGACAGAUAAAGAUAUUUGUUUGGAAUGUGGUACUAAAUUUACACUCACUAUGAGAAAGCAUCACUGCCGUCAUUGCGGUAGAAUAUUAUGUAACAAAUGCUCUGGUCAAGACGUGCCAAUACUCAAAUUUGGAUUAAAUAAACCAGUACGAGUUUGUGGAGUAUGUUUUGAUGUAUUACAAAUUGGAGCUAUGAACGGUAUGGAGAGACAUGGACAUGGGCACAGUCAUUCCCAUGCACAUCCACAUCAUCACCAUCAUCAUCAUCGGCAUCAUCACCAUCAUCAUUCAUCACCUGCAUCAUCUACGCCAAGUGCAAGUGGACAAGCAACGCCGCAAAAUUUUAAUCAACAGCCAAAGCAUGGUCAUGGACAUGCGAUUCAUCCGUCAAAGGAUCCUGCUGUUGUACCAGCACCUCCUCCACAAAAACUUAGAAAUUAUAAAUUACUCGUUGAUCCGUUUCUUACGAAAGGUGCUACAAAAUUAUAUAGAUAUGAUGGCGUUGUUCCUGGUGAUCCAACAUAUCCACCUGUUCACCUUCGUGAUCCACGAUCUCAAUUAACGCGAAUAUGGACACGAUUGGAACAGUUGGAUCUACCAGUUCCGCGAUUUAAAAUCGAUGCUAAUUAUUGUGGCGAACCACCACCACUAGAAGUGACGUUUUGCCAUCUAAACGACAAUAUAGACAGAACAUUUUUAACUGAUAUGGUUCAAAAGUUUGGUGCAGUGGAAGAACUUACGAUAUAUUAUCAUCCAGUGACAAACAAACACCUUGGUAUUGCUAGAGUUGUAUUUGAAACAACAAAAGCAGCAAAGGCAUGUGUAGAUAAAUUGAAUAAUACAUCUGUGAUGGGUAAAGUACUACGGGUAUUUUUGGAUGCAUUUGGUGAGGAAUGUAAAAAAACUUAUACAGAAUUGACAACGGAAAAGAAACCAGAGAAGAAAAUUGAAAAAGAAAUUAAAUCGGAAAUUGAUUCGGAAAAGCAUACGCCUAUUGAUAAAAUUGUUGAUGAUCGUGAUGAUUAUAGAAGUAAAAAAAGUUUAGUUUCAGAUAAAUCGAGAGUGGAUGGGUAUAUUGACAAUUCACGGUUUGGUAAUAAGUAUAGAGACUAUCCUACUCCUGGAGGUAGUACCGGUAGUGAUUUAGGAUAUGGGACAGCCCCUAGCGAAAUGAAUUUUUCGAGUAGUUAUUCUCAGAGUUCAACACCAGCUAGUUAUGAUUACUAUUAUUCUAGUUAUCAUCAUCAACCAAGUGGAUAUGUACCUGCUAUGCCAUCAGGACCCCCACCACUUCCUCCACCAGCCCCACCUAUGCCUACUCCUCCAGUUCAAGCGAAUUCUGGAGUUUGGUGGCCUGGUAAUUCUACUGGCUAUCCACCACCGGUAUGGCCUACACAUACAGUACCUCCUGUUACUGUUGAAAGUGUUCCACCAAUGUCUUCAUCGAAAAAUUCUAAUGCCAAAGUAUCUCAUCCUCCAACGAAAGAAAAAGAAAGUCAAUCAACAACACCGAAAACUGUGACACAAGAUUCUCCAGUUGAAACUCGUAAAACUCUCGAUUUAGAUACAAGAAUCGCUAUGUUAUUAAAAGAUAAAGCGGGUGGUAUGGCGCCACCUUUUCUUCAAUUUGGUAGUGAUUCUGAAGAUGAGAAAAAAUCGGAAGAAGAAGAACAAAUGUUAUCUGAUCCACCAAGUCCUUUUCUUUCAGCAGAAGUGUACAAAAGUUGUUUUGAACAAAAGACUGAGCGAGCAAAAGAACGUAGAAAAGCUCACGAAAACAAUAUUAAUCAAUUUUCUGUUGAUGAAGACCUCGGUAGUGUAAUUAGUUCAAGUGAAGAUGAAGCUCUUUUAGGAAGUUAUAGUCCAGCAGCAGUAGAUGGUGAACCAGAACCACCAAAAGAACCUCCACCACCACCCCCGCCUGACGACGAUCGCAUGUCACUGAGCCCUCUCAGUUCUGGUGAUGAAAAAAUAGAAGAAGUAAUUGCUCAAACAGAACCCAAUAAUCAAAUAUACGGAGGAGCUUCUUACCCUGGUCAUCUUACUCAUUAUCCACCACCAGCUGACAUGUAUGGUUGGCCAAGACCAACACAUUAUCCUUAUCCUUACGGAGCUCCAUAUAUGCCAACGCAAUACCAGUCAACCACAACUCUUACUGGUGGUGUUGGUUCCCAAGGUACAAAUUAUUAUCCCAAUUUUCAUUCAAGAUUUCAAGCAAUGGCUAAUCAUAAUAUCACAAAAGAUAAUCCUCAAGGCGCUACCAUUAACGGUGUCCUUGAACGUGUAGUGAAUGAAUUAAAGCAAAUAUUAAAGAAAGACUUUAAUAAAAAAAUGGUUGAAAAUACAGCAUUCAAACUUUUUGAAGUUUGGUGGGAUGAAAAGAAAAAUGAGAAGAGUCGAAUAAAUGAUGAAAGUACCACAGUGAACAAUACAACAAAGGAAGAAUCGAAACCAUUAUCAUCACUUCUUGAACAAGCAACUCCUUUAGGUUUCAACUAUGAUGGUAUUGGUCUCGGCAUCCGAGCGAGUAUACCGAAGAUGCCUUCAUUUAGGCGGAAAGUUAAAGCUCCAAGUCCUCCGCCACAAGAUGAAGAUAGUCGGCAAUCAGAUCGAAUGGAUACUGAGCUUAUCGAUAGCGAUAGUGAUAUGGAUCUUUCUCCGGUUUCACCAUCUAAAGAAUCAAAACGAAAUCUUACUUUGCCAAGCAGUGCCUCGUCUACCUCCGCGUUGUCUUCAAAUGAAAGCUCAAGUUCCGGUCCCAGCAGUGAAUCUUCAGGUAGUUCCAGCGAUAGUUCUGACGAUGAAGAAGAAGCUGAUUCAGACAGCAGGCUUUCUGAUCAUCGAUUACUAGCAUGUAAUAGUAAAAAUCCUGAUAUUCUAAUGGAAUUAGCAAUUCAAAGAUCACUUAAUUGUCCAACACCUAGUGGUAGAGAAACCCCAAUUCCUGAAUUGGAGUUGGAUGAUGCUUCUGUUGAUUUCCCACAACUCAACAACGAUCCAAGUCCAUAUAGUUCUCCAAAGGCUGAACGUUCAGUUACACCAGUGACUAGUGUUACUAAUGUACCUAGUGCAGGGUCAGAAGUUAAGGAUGAACCAAAAGACAUCUCGAAGAUGGAAAAUUCUGCUGCAGAAGCAUUAAUGACUCUCGCUGGUCAUGAUAAUAUUAUAAGACACAAGAGUCCAGGUCCCAUUCAACCGAAUAUCAUUCGAUCUAUUCAAAACAUGUCUUCAAAAUAUAUCAAUAACGAGCCUAUCCUCAAAGAAUCUGAAAAGAUUGAAAUGUUUAGUGAAAUACCUACAUCAGAUUCAGAAGAAGAAAGCCUUGAAAUUAGAAGAUUAAGGUAUCAAGCAGAGACUGAAUUACGCUUGAAUGGACAGCGAAGUCCAAGUACUACUAGACCACAAGCUGCUCAAGUAUACAUAGAGCAUUCGUACUCUCUUCCACCUGCACAGGUUGAACCACCUCCCCCAACAACGUCCGUACUAUCAACUCCAGCUCCUGCUCCUCCGCAACCGCUGGCUAAACCUAAGGCUGUGAAACCGGCUAAAGUAGAAAAACCACAGGAAAAAACAGAAAAACGAAAAUACAAUAAAUAUUCCAAAUUAACGGCACAUCAGAAUCAUGUGAGAGAAAAAGAAAAUAUCAAUGAAUUUAUUAAUGAAAGACUGCCGAAGAAAUUGUCAGAAACACCACCUGUUACAUAUAAAGAAAGAGACAUUAUGACAGAGAUGGGAGUUCUUUAUGAGUUUCUUACCCGUGGUAUUGAUGCUGAAGAUAUCGAAUACCUACGUCGAAGUUACGAAGCACUGCUCGCUGACGAUAAUCAAGGCUAUUGGCUAAAUGAUACCCAUUGGGUAGAUCAUCCAGCCACAGAUAUUCCCAGUCCGGCAAAGAGAAGAAAAAGAGAUGAAAUAAGACUUCAUGCGACUGGAAGUGCCAGGACAGAAGGAUAUUAUAAAGUGGAUAUUAAAGAAAAAGCAAAACAUAAACAUCACUAUGCUCAAAGCAUACAACGUUCAAAUGAGAUAGAAUUGAGUGCUGGUGCUUAUGUUGGAGGUGACGGUAUGAGUAAUGGGCCUAAAGGCAUUUCGAAAGCUCUUACUGGAAAAAUGCAAGCUCUAUCCCGUGAAGCACGCAGCAAUCAACGUCGUUUACUUACUGCUUUUGGUAUUGAUACUGAUAGUGAUCUUCUCAAGUUUAAUCAAUUGAAGUUCCGUAAAAAACAACUUAAAUUCGCUAAAUCUGGGAUUCAUGACUGGGGUCUAUUUGCAAUGGAACCUAUAGCUGCCGAUGAAAUGGUCAUUGAAUAUGUAGGACAAAUGAUAAGGCCGAUUGUAGCGGAUCUUCGAGAAUCUCAAUAUGAGGCCACGGGUAUCGGAAGCUCUUACCUUUUCCGAAUUGAUCUGGAUACAAUCAUUGAUGCAACAAAGUGUGGAAACUUAGCACGGUUUAUCAACCAUAGUUGCAACCCCAAUUGUUAUGCUAAAGUUAUAACAAUUGAAAGCCAGAAAAAAAUUGUGAUCUACAGCAAACAACCAAUUGGUAUUAAUGAAGAAAUAACUUACGACUACAAGUUUCCACUUGAAGAAGAUAAGAUACCUUGCCUCUGUGGUGCACCACAGUGUCGUGGUACUCUUAAUUAA
Chelonus insularis is the source of this 8151-nucleotide messenger RNA. RefSeq names its product histone-lysine N-methyltransferase SETD1A-like (gene Set1). Bases 319 to 8151 code for a protein of 2610 amino acids. Gene Ontology annotation, cellular component: Set1C/COMPASS complex. Lineage: Eukaryota; Metazoa; Arthropoda; Insecta; Hymenoptera; Braconidae. Gene Ontology annotation, molecular function: RNA binding; protein binding; metal ion binding. The record is from RefSeq and is a predicted model, not a curated record. The transcript is spliced from 11 exons.